AUGGGAUCCCUACCUAUCCGCGAACGGGAAACUAGCCAGGAGCUUCCCUUUGGGCACUCCAUGCUGAAGCUGUUCCCGUUGGAUCCCAACUUCAAGAACUUGAACCACGGCUCCUUUGGAACGUGUCCAAACGUCGUCGUCGAGGAGCGGCAGAGAUUCCAGGCUGAACUGGACAGCACUCCGGACACGUUCAUCCGGUACAAUAUCCCCAAGUAUCUCGACAGCUCUCGCGCUGCGGCCGCCGAGUACCUCAACGUGCCCGUCGAUGAGGUUGUAUAUGUCAAGAACGCGACUACCGGCGUGAACUUGGUGCUGCGAAACCUGGUAUACAAGCCCGGGGACAUCAUUGUGUAUUUCUCCUGCGUGUACGGGGCAUGCGAGAAGACGAUUGCGUAUUUGGCGGAGACGACGCCUCUGAAGGCGAGGAAAGUGAUGCUGGAUCUCCCCUGUGCCCAUGAAGAUAUCCUGCAGAGAUUCAAGGAUGUUGUCCGCACAGCGAAGCAGGACGGAUUGAAUGUCAAAGUUGCGCUGUUUGAUACCAUCGUCAGCCAGCCCGGCGUUCGAUUUCCAUUCGAGAAGAUGGUGGAAAUCUGCCGCGAGGAGAGCAUCUUGUCGUGCGUGGACGGUGCCCACGGCGUUGGACAUAUCCCGCUGGAUCUCGGCAAGCUGGACGCUGAUUUCUUCGUGAGCAACUGCCACAAAUGGCUCUUCACCCCCCGCGGCUGCGCCGUCUUCCACGUCCCCGUCCGCAACCAACACCUCAUCCGCUCCACCAUUCCCACAUCAUGGGGCUUCCAACCCAUCCCCAACAUCCUCUCCGACUGCACCCGCUUCCCCCAGGUCCUCCCCGGCGACAACGCCAAACCCCCCUUCGCCGCACUCUUCGAGAUGGUCGCCACCAACGACGACUGCCCCUACCUCUGCACCCCCGCCGCCCUCCGGUUCCGCCGCGACGUCUGCGGCGGCGAGGCCCGCAUCAUGGAGUACUGCGAGGCCCUCGCCUUUGACGCAGGGAACCUCGUCGCCCGCAUCCUCGGCACCCAGGUCCUCUGCGAACCGGGCCCGGAGGCCCAAACCAUCCGCGGCGCGAGCCAGCUGCGCCGCUGUGCGCUGGUCAAUGUCCGCCUGCCGAUCGGCGUAGACCAUGGCGCGGCUGCGCUUGGUGGGAUGCAGAGAUCGUAUCCCGUCGUCAGGGCGGGCGAGGUUAGUGUGCUGGCGAGGUGGAUUGAGAAGCAGCUCACGUACGAGCACAACACGAUCGUGCCUGUGUUUCCGCUGGGCGGGGUGGUUGUGGGAUUCGGCUGA
This is a messenger RNA of Uncinocarpus reesii 1704, 1305 nucleotides long. RefSeq lists its product as uncharacterized. The coding region runs from base 1 to 1305 and encodes 434 amino acids. NCBI's taxonomy places the organism in Eukaryota, Fungi, Ascomycota, Eurotiomycetes, Onygenales, Onygenaceae. The transcript has 3 exons. The record is from RefSeq and is a predicted model, not a curated record.